AUGCUUCGCUUUCAUCGUAUACUCAUAACUUCCUCGCCACAUGUGUUACUUCGACUGGCUCCAAUAACUACAAGACCGUUGCUCAUUCGUUCGUUCCAAACAUCACCAAUACAAUGUAAACUAUUUAGAGGACACAAGAAACAUACGGAACCGUUUACUAAGCCUGAACCCACUAUCAAAUCACAACCUACUGGGUCUACGCAAGAUGACCUGCUCAAAAUAUCACUGUCGACACUCCCAGCGGGAGGACCUACUGAACACGACUUUAAAACCCAUCCAAUAUUGAAGCGUGUGCCUAAGUUUCUUCGUAACUACACGGCUAAGUUUGUCAAUGCGCCUUUUUCUCAUUUGAUUGCAUUUAUUGUGCUUCAUGAGAUCACGGCGAUCGUGCCAUUAAUUGGUAUUUGGUACUAUUUACAUCAACACCCUGGAUUCAUCCCAUUGGAUCUUCCUCAAUGGGCAUUGACUAAAGGUGCUAAAGUCAUUGAUUCUGCAAUGGGGCAAUUUGAUUGGAGUUUCAAUACUAGUGAUAAAUUGUCAGUUAUCAUGGAGGGUGCAUAUGCUUUCACGAUUGUUAAAUUGUUUUUGCCAGUUAGAGUUAUUGUUAGUUUGUGGGGUAUGCCUUGGUUUGCUAAAUGGUUUGUUUUACCAGUUACUAAUUUGUUUAGUAAUUGGAAGAAGUUAAGAAAGGCGAAAGCUGAGGUCAAACCUGUUGAAGGAAAAAUGAAGACCAAGCAAGUUGAUAAACCAAGGUUGUAG
Molecule: messenger RNA, 759 nt
Organism: Lodderomyces orthopsilosis Co 90-125
Lineage: Eukaryota; Fungi; Ascomycota; Pichiomycetes; Serinales; Debaryomycetaceae
Exons: 1
Coding region: 1-759 (252 amino acids)
Cellular component (GO): mitochondrion
Source: RefSeq, a predicted model, not a curated record